CUGACCUUGGAAACGACCUCUAAUGUAGUGUCUGCUCCGUUUUUCUGAGUCUUUGGAUUAUUUUUUUUUCGUAACAAAAGUAUUUACUGGAGAAUUUUUUUAGUGGAUAAUAGUAUUGCUUUUAGAGGAUAUUAAAUUUAAAACAGGACCAAAGAAUUAAAAAAAGUAAAUCAUGUUACGCCCGACGGCAAUGACUUUGUUACGUUCAGAUUUGGCACGCAUGACACUACGAAAUACUGUUCGAAUUAAUGUUUUAAGAUGUGCAUCAACACAAUGUCUUCACAGAAAAUAUCUUCAAAGGCUUCAAGUGGGCAACAAUCAACAAUUAUUGAUGGUAUGCAGACAACAGCCAGUUAGAUAUUAUGCAAAUUUUCCAGAUCACGUGAAAGUUGUUCUUCCCGCAUUAUCACCAACUAUGGAAACAGGAACCAUUGUUAGUUGGCAGAAAAAAGAAGGUGAAAAAUUAAAUGAAGGGGAUUUAUUAGCGGAAAUAGAGACGGAUAAAGCGACAAUGGGUUUUGAAACACCGGAAGAGGGUUAUUUAGCAAAAAUUAUCCUUCCCGCUGGAACGAAGAGUGUUCCAAUUGGUAAACUUGUUUGUAUUAUUGUCUCCGAUCAGGCAAGUGUUGCGGCUUUUAAGGAUUUUAAAGACGAUGGAUCAAGCGAUGUUGCUCCUACAAGUUCACCAUCUUCUGCGCCAACUCCUGCGGCAGCACCACCUACACCUGCGCCAGCUGCUCCUAAAUCAGCUCCUAUUGCUCCACCUUCGCCACCUGUAAGUGCAGGCGAUCGAAUAUUUGCUAGUCCUCUCGCUAAAAAACUCGCUGCUGAAAAAGGUCUUAGUCUACAGGGUCUCACAGGUUCAGGUCUGUUUGGAUCGAUAAAAGCAAAGGAUUUAGAAGGCGCAUCGGCUGCAGGUGUUGGCACUUCGAUGACACCGGGUGGUGUUGAUAUUCCAGUAUCAAAUAUUCGUGGUGUAAUAGCAAAACGUUUAUUAGAGAGUAAACAAACGAUACCUCAUUAUUAUCUACAAAUGGACAUCAGGAUGGAUGAGGCAUUGGCAAUGCGAACAAAUUUCAAUAAACUUUUAGAGAAGGAAAAAGUGAAAAUUAGCGUCAAUGAUAUUAUUAUCAAAGGAAUGGCUAUGGCCUGUUUAAAAGUUCCAGAAGGCAAUAGUGCUUGGCUUGGAAAUAUUAUCAGACAAUACGAUCAUGUGGAUGUGAGUGUUGCUGUUAGUACAGAAAAUGGACUGAUUACGCCAAUAGUUUUUGGUGCUGAUACAAAGGGAAUUGCACAAAUUAGUAAAGAAGUGAAAGCCCUAGCGGCAAAAGCAAGGGAAGGAAAAUUACAACCCCAAGAAUUUCAAGGGGGCACAAUUACAAUUUCAAAUCUUGGAAUGUUUGGAAUUCAGAGUUUUUCAGCAAUUAUCAAUCCACCUCAAUCCAUUAUUCUUGCGGUUGGCACGAGUUCACCAAGAUUAAUACCUGCCAGUAAUGAGAAGGGAUACACUGUGGGGCAAUUUAUGACAGUCACUGCCAGUUGUGAUCAUCGCACUGUCGAUGGUGCCGUAGGAGCUCAAUGGCUCUCGGCGUUUAAGAGCUUAAUGGAAAAUCCCUCGACUAUGUUACUUUAAUUCCAUCAAAAGUAAAUAAUCGAGAAAAUUUAGCUGAAAGUAUUUAUAAAACUGCGAAAGACUGGAUGCGCAUCUAAGAUUCCAAUGCCAUUUAUGCACUGUCUUCUUUCGUUAGGAAAUUCACACCAAAGGCAUCUGAUCUGCAUUAAUCUAUAGAAAAACAAAACAAAGCAACUCGCUAAGUUUGUACAUGUAAAAUCUAUCAGCGACGCUUAAAUCCGAUGCCCUCAUUGUUAAAAAAAAAAGAAGAAAUUAAUUUGCUUUGCGAAUUAAUUGUACAUACUAAAAUUAAUUUGUUGAUAAAUAAGUUUCAAUGUGAUUAAUAAAUCAAUUUUUAAACAAAGAGAAACAAAAAAUUAUUCCGAUUCAAUUAACUGGAUUUAAUUUAAUUCUUCAAUUAAUUAAUUAAUAUUUCAUUUAUUUUUAUAAUAAAAAUCACAUUGAUACUUUGGUACAGUUAAGAUUGUUACAUGUUUUGUGGGAGACUAGCGAAUUGAAAGUGAAAUCAAUUUUUAUCAACGAAUUCGAGAAACAAAAAGAAAAAAAUAAACCCUGAUUCUCGCGAUAGACAUUCUGUCGUAAUUGAAGAAUCAACUUAGGCAAAAAUAGACAAAAUAUCCUGACGACAAAAAAAAAGUGGGAGUAUACUGUAUAGAUUGAUAAAUAUGUAUACUUGUAACUAUUUAAUAAAUUAUAUGUUAUAUAAUUAUAGAAAA
Leptopilina boulardi is the source of this 2349-nucleotide messenger RNA. It is a transcript of the gene muc, whose product is annotated as dihydrolipoyllysine-residue acetyltransferase component of pyruvate dehydrogenase complex, mitochondrial. Gene Ontology annotation, molecular function: dihydrolipoyllysine-residue acetyltransferase activity. Bases 173 to 1633 code for a protein of 486 amino acids. The record is from RefSeq and is a predicted model, not a curated record. Gene Ontology annotation, cellular component: pyruvate dehydrogenase complex. Gene Ontology annotation, biological process: pyruvate decarboxylation to acetyl-CoA. Lineage: Eukaryota; Metazoa; Arthropoda; Insecta; Hymenoptera; Figitidae. The transcript is spliced from 7 exons.